ACCAGUCCGUUCAAUUUUGCGGCCGACCACCGUGGGUGAACCAGAGGUUGCCAUCACCAUUAAACCUUUGGAGGAAUCAGCGAGAACCCAACACAGUUUGGAUCCUAAAAUGGGCGAGCAAGUGGAAGUUCCUUUCAGUCUUGCAGUCUUGGACAUGGCAGAUGCCCAAGGUCAUCAGUCACCGUCAACCUUGGCCAGCCUCUCUCAUGCCUGCCAGGAGUGGGGCUUCUUCCGUGUCGCCAACCAUGGAAUCCCAAGGGAACUGCUUGGCUGCGUAAGCUCCCUCUCUAAGGAGCUCUUCAGCCUUCCUCCCCAUUCCAAGGACAAGGCGGGCCCUUCCUCUUCUCUCAAAACAUACACACCGCCAUUCAUCGUCUCUCCCUUCUUUGAAAGUUUUCGUGUCUCCGGACCGGACUUCGCUGGUUCUGCUAAAAGCACUGCUGAGAGACUCCUUGAGGAACCAAGAGCAGAGUUUUGGGAUGCAUUGGGGGAGUAUGGUAACAAGAUGGUAGACUUAUCCAGGAAGAUAAUGGCAAUCUUACUGACAAUGUUGGGGGAGGGCAUGGAGAGGUAUCAUGAAUCUGAGUUUGGCAGGUGCCAUGGGUACCUAAGGAUAAACAGCUACUCUCCUAACUGUAAAAAAGAUGGAGUUGAAGGGCUAGGGAUGCACACAGACAUGAGUUGCAUCACCAUUCUGUACCAAGAUGCAGUGGGGGGGCUGCAGGUCAGGUCAAGGGCAGGUGAGUGGGUAGACGUCAGCCCUUGUGAAGAAACUUUGGUUGUGAACAUUGGAGACCUUCUGCAGGCUUGGUGCAAUGGAAGAUUAAGGUCAUCCUAUCACAGGGUCCUUUCAAAUGGGUCCAAUAGCAGGCUGUCCUUGGCCUUUUUCUGGAGCUUUGAGGAUGAGAAGGUGGUGAGGGCACCUCAAGAGCUGAUUCAGGAAGGCAGAAACAGGGUCUACAAGCCAUUCUUGUGCUUGGAUUAUGUCAGGUUUAGAGAGGAAGGCAACAACAAAGAAAUGAAGGAGAAAGUUGGAAGAACGGUUGAUGAUUUUGCUCUAGACAAGGCUCCGUUUGAGUGCAUGGCAAUGGCCAAAUGUUCAGUUCUUUGAUGGUUCAACAUGAUUGGCUUUUCAUUGAUCAUCAUAACACGCAUCAGUACUGUUCUUGGUGGCCCAGUCUCUCUCUCUCUUUCUCUCUCUUUGCGUGUGUGAAUUUGACUUUUUCCAUUACUCUUCGGUACUUGUGCAUGAUUCAAAAGGUAUUUAUAGUCUAUGGGCUAAAGUGCUCGCCAAAGAUGUCAACUUGA
Messenger RNA from Nymphaea colorata (pocket water lily), 1308 nucleotides. Its product is annotated as gibberellin 20-oxidase-like protein. Gene Ontology annotation, molecular function: dioxygenase activity. The transcript is spliced from 2 exons. NCBI's taxonomy places the organism in Eukaryota, Viridiplantae, Streptophyta, Magnoliopsida, Nymphaeales, Nymphaeaceae. The coding region runs from base 110 to 1111 and encodes 333 amino acids. The record is from RefSeq and is a predicted model, not a curated record.